GAGAUUGAAUUGUUAUAUGUGAUAAUAAACCAAGUGGAUCGUAAACACUCAUGCUUUGUGAAAGCAGUUUUCGUUUCGUAAACUCCUGUGUAACAGGAAUAUCCACCUUGUAGCGAAUAAAAUCCUUUUUUGUAUCCCAAUACACUCCGAGUACUUUUUCAUAUGAUUCCUCAAAUUUUCCUAAUAAGUCUUCUUUAACUUCCGUUCUAUUUUCUUCCGGGAUUUGUCCCAAUAGCUCAUUACUGUUGGAUAUAAAAUUUCUGAUAUUGAAGUGCCCAUAUUUGUGAAUGGUAAUAACUUCGUUCACAAUUUUUGAGGCAUUUUCUAAAUCGUCGAAACUAUCUAGGUAGUCAUCCACGUAAUGGUUGUUUUGAAUGGCCUCUACUGCCUGAAGAUGACUUUCUCUGAAUUUCUCAGCAUUUGUGUUUUUAACAAACUGUGCGCAUGCGGGCGAGCAGGUAGCUCCAAAGGUCAUCACUUGCAUCACAUACACGUCGGGAUCUUCGUCAAAGUUUUCCCUAAAUAAAAACCUUUGGGCAUUUUGAUCUUCCUUUCUUAUUUUAACUUGAUGAAACAUUUCUUUGAUGUCUCCAGUUAUCGCAAAUUUUCCUUCUCUAAAUCGUAUUAACACUCCAAAUAGCGACGUCGUUGCAUCCGGGCCUUGUAAUAAAUUCGUGUUUAGGGACUCUCCCUUAACCUUAGCAGCGGCAUCAAAAACAAGCCGUGGCUUUAUGGGCUGUUUAUUUAGGUUCACAACUGUAAAGUGCGGUUUCGAUUAUGUGGUCAAGCGGCCACCUCAGGCCAGAGUAUGCUUCGGAUCCGGAAUCCAGCGGGAAGCGGUACCCCUGCGGGGUCCUGCCAUGAGUCCCCUGAUGCGACGAAUAAUGCCCAAAUCGGCGGGGAAAAAUGUCGCGCCAGGCUCGUACAACAUCACAUACUUUGACAAAACAUCCCAUCCUGCCUUGAAAACCGUGUGCAGCUCACGAGGGUUCGGUUCCCUCUCGGCCACCAGCGUGCGUUUCACAUUCGACGAAAUUAGUAAAUCCCCGGGGGUGGGGGAUUACACCACAAUCAAGCCGAAAUCGGUUGAAGCCUCCAAAGUGCCGUUUGGGGCGGCCGUUCCCCGGUGGAAGGAGAAGCCGUACCAAGCUGUUCCAGGUGCUGGCACGUACACGCAGGGCCAUCGCAAAGAAAUUCGAAAGCACUCAUUUGGAGGGAAAAUCCGCAUCAUACCGGCAACAAUGACUAUCUGCAAGACGAACCAUUUUGAUAGAUGCUAUCGCUGUGAAAAGAACCCGAUAGUUGACUAUUGGAAGAACUUGAAAACGGAGCGCUGUCUCUGCAGAGACUGCAUGGUCAAAGAGAUCGAUGACGCAAAGUAUCGUUCCAAGACGAAAUCGGUUAUGGUUGGGCGAAUAGCAGCACUGAAGGAGUACAAACGCGUUCGUCACUGUUCCUAUUACCACAAACACGAUAAAACGGCGGCAGCUAUUCAAUUCGUAACCAAUCAAGAACUGAAGCGAAAGUUCAGAGUAGAAAAUUACCUCUCGAUGUUUGAAUAAAAUUAUAACAUAGA
Molecule: messenger RNA, 1576 nt
Organism: Toxorhynchites rutilus septentrionalis
Lineage: Eukaryota; Metazoa; Arthropoda; Insecta; Diptera; Culicidae
Exons: 4
Coding region: 585-1562 (325 amino acids)
Biological process (GO): regulation of cell projection organization
Cellular component (GO): ciliary basal body
Molecular function (GO): cytoskeletal protein binding
Source: RefSeq, a predicted model, not a curated record